AUGUGGCGGAAAACAUUUGCAAUCGAUGGAGUGACGGUAACUUGUAAAACCCAGGAUUUUGCGAAUAUUGUAUCAAAUCUCAAAAGUGGUGUUGUUAUAGACGACAGCGAUGAUUGGCUAUCAGAUGUAAGAUUUAUUUAAACCUUUUAUCACCAAUCUACGACACUGUUAAAAUACGACCGAGCUGAUGUAGGCACCUGCAGCUUCAUUUGCAUGACGUCUGCAGAGCGGAAUGCAAUCUAGGCGGCAGACCUGCGGAAAAACUAAGAAAAAAUUGUUUCUCGAUUUUUUUUCAAUUCAUUUAUUCUCUUGAAAUUCGUUUCCUAUUCAGCAUUUCCCCCUUCGGAGAGCUGCUGCAGUAGACGCGCAGCAGGCACACAUUGCAUUCAGAUCUGCAGUAGGGCUGCAGCAGCACGCAUGCCGUUUUUACCAGUGCCAGUGCGAAACUCUUUUUGUUUCAGGCCGUUGUGCAAAAAUAUACACCUCUCGAAUUAAUCGAAGCAGCUCGAUCUGAGCUAUCAAAGACACCACAGGAUAAGAUUCAAGCUUCCAAAAAGGGUUGGAUGGCCGCAGCAUUGUCGAUAAAAAUUUUGUUCAUAAAAUCGCUCAAACUUGAUGUGACAACAUAUAAUACUCUUUCAUUUUUUGCGCAUCUCUCAUUGGAUAUUGGUGAUUUAGAGUUUCAUGAUCAAUAUUCUCUGAGAAACUGUUGGCAAGUCGCCGAGCGGUGAGUUAGGUUUUUUUGGUAUUAAUUUUCAUUUCGCUUUUUUAGCCUCCACCAAGAAUAUUAUGGAGUAUGGGAGCCUGAUUUCUAUGCCGAUUAUAUUGAAUCAGAUUAUUCAAAGAUUUUGGAUAAUGUACAACAUUUUGUGGUAUUUUUAUCAAAUAUAGAUCAUCAAAAUCUUCGAGAUCGGUUUCAUAAGGAAUUUCCAUCAUCCUCUCCGUCAUUGGUAUUUCGAAAACAAAGUGGGAAUAUCAAAAUUGGAGACACCGAUUUUGAAGUCGAAUCCACAGCAUUCUAUCAUCCGGAAAGGUAUUACGGAGAAUAA
This is a messenger RNA of Caenorhabditis angaria, 1049 nucleotides long. The record is from the annotation of a GenBank genome assembly. NCBI's taxonomy places the organism in Eukaryota, Metazoa, Nematoda, Chromadorea, Rhabditida, Rhabditidae.